Messenger RNA from Ustilago hordei, 3090 nucleotides. RefSeq lists its product as uncharacterized. The record is from RefSeq and is a predicted model, not a curated record. Lineage: Eukaryota; Fungi; Basidiomycota; Ustilaginomycetes; Ustilaginales; Ustilaginaceae. Gene Ontology annotation, molecular function: metalloexopeptidase activity. Bases 1 to 3090 code for a protein of 1029 amino acids. The transcript has a single exon. Gene Ontology annotation, biological process: proteolysis.
AUGCCUUCUAACAAACGAAAGGGCAGCACGCCCAAGAAGCCUUCAGCAGCAGCAGCGACUCCUGCUUCCGCUUCUGCCUCCACCCCAGCUGCUAUCAACGGCGCCACACCCACCCGCGGUACUACCAGCGUCAACGGCAAACCUCUGACAAAGACCCAAGCUGAAGUCGUCGCCGAGUACCGUCGCUAUGCAGAAGAGAAACGAGCUGGCCAGAUUGACCCCAAAAACUACGCCCGCACUCCCAAGUCGGGUCUUGUUGUCCUUGUCAUUCUCGCCAUCUUCUCAUUCCUUGGCGCCGCCACGCUUCAUCUUCACUACAAGCUUCCGACUCCUCGUGCCUCGACAACCAUUCUCGCUUCCGGUGUGACACCUGCUGAUGCUGCUGCGUACCACCCUCCCAUUCCAGGUGUGGUCCCUGCCAAUGCAGCCGAUGAGACCGACAAAUUCCACGAGCUCUUCUCUGAAGGCAACGCCGUUGGCGUCAUGCACCACCUCUCCGUCGAUGUAGGCUACCGUAUCGUCGGGACAAAGGAGCAUUUGGAAGCCGAGAAUUGGCUCGAAGGUGUUCUCCGUCGCUUCCAAGGUUACCACAACACUGGCACUCCCGACAAACCAGGUCGAACCCAAGUCGAGGUGUACAAGCAGAUCGGCGAUGGCGCUCAUCGUUUCGAUUUCAUGUCCAACGUCGUGUGGAAGCGAUACUACUCCAUGUCCAACCUCGUCGUUCGUAUCUCGGACGGUACCGAUGAAAGCAAGACCAACAGUCUCCUGCUGAAUGCUCAUCUCGACAGCACCCUCCCCAGUCCAGGUGGAGCUGACGACGGCGUUGGUGUCGCUAUCCUCCUCGAAGCUCUUCGUGUCUUGACUCUGCCCAACACCGGUCGCAAGCUUUACAACUCUGUCGUGCUACUCUUCAACGACGGCGAAGAAUCGCUUCAGGAUGCAAGCCAUCUUUACAUCACUCAGCACAACGAGACCAACUCUGGCGUUAAGGCGGUUGUCAACUUGGAAGCUUGCGGUACCAGUGGUCCUGAGCUUCUCUUCCAAGCUACAAGUCAAGAGAUGAUCGAGGCCUACUCGCACGUACCUCAUCCCUUCGGCACUGUUCUUGCCAACGACGUCUUCUCCACUGGUCUUAUUCUGUCGGAUACCGACUUCCGCCAGUUUGUCGAGUACGGAAAGGACCUCACGGGACUGGACAUGGCUCUGGUCGGCAACUCCUACCUCUACCACACACGCAAAGACAUUCCUACCUACCUUGAACCAGGUGCGACCCAGCAUUUCGGCGAAAACACAUUUGCUAUCAUCGAACAUCUCUGUCUCAAAAACUCCAGCUCCACUCUCCUCCGUAACAUUCAACCCUACCAAUCACGUCACACCCUUCCCGUAUACUUCUCGAUCGCAGGAAAAUACUUGAUCCUUAUCCAGAACAAGGCCUUCAAGAGUCUCGUCAUGGGUUUGUCCGCGUUUAUCAACUUCCAGCUCUCCUCGAUCGUUCGUUCGGAGAAAGAUAUUGGUGCGCUCAACCUUACCAUCUUGAGUGCCAUCUCUGUGAUUUUCUCCAUCCUCGGUGCAGCGCUAGGAGCCAACGGUGUUGCAUUUAUUAUGACAAAAGUGCUUGGAAAGGGAAUGUCUUGGUACACGCACGAGUUUUUGCCUAUCCUGCUCUACACUCCUCCCGCGAUUGCGGGUCUGCUUGUUGCCCAGCUGCUCACUUCGAAACUUGUCAAGCCUCACCGACGACCCUACUUGGAACGAUCGAGUCUCUCGGGCUUGGCGAUUUUCUUCAAUCUCAGUCUGCUCGCGAUGAACGCGUUUGGGAUCGGUAGUGCCUAUCUUAUGAUGCUUGCUUCCUUGACGUUUACUUUGGUUACAACCAUCAACGACUUUGUGCUGAUUGGGAUGGGACAGAUAGAGGAGAAGCUAGUGGCACCUGACAACCGCGUUUCGCCGUGGGUGUAUGGUAUUAUGACCAUCAUUCCCGGUAUUGUUGGGGUUGAGGGUAUGGCGAGUUUCUUGGACCUUUUCGUUCCUCUGACGGGUAGGAUGGGAGAGAUUUCACCUGCGGAUCAUAUCAUUGCCAGCAUUGUUGCUGGGUUGGCGUUUAUGUCUUUCCCCUUUGCGAUUCCUCUUGCGCAUAGGUAUACUUGCCAAAACCUGAAGAAGACGAUCCUGGCGCUACUGGCUAUCACUGCGGCAGUGAUGGCAGUUUUCGCCAGCCCUGGGUGGAAGCCUUUCGAUCAAGCCCAUCCUAAGCGACUCUUUGUGCACCAGGUGGAAAACAUUACUUCAGGAGAAUGGUUUAUGAACGUUGGUGCAGCAGACCCUGCUCCGGGAUUCAAGAACCUCGCUAACGAGUUGCAAUCCGAACUCGGCAUCGCCACUGAAAGCCAAGCCCAGCUGAAGGAGAUGAACGAUUACAACUCGGACUUUGACAUUCUCUAUCCCGUCUCCGCCUUUGUUACCCCUUACAAGUUUCAACUCCCCCCUCCUCCCUCCUCUUCUGGCUUCACUACAAAAUACGCCUCCCCUGCGCCGGAAUCGAAUCACUUCACCGUCAAAGCCAGCAACGAAAUCCUCGAUCUUGAAUCCAACACACGCAGUCUCACACUUGAAAUGAAGCACGCUGGCAUCAUUUGGCCUGUCGUUGCAUUCGAUGCUGAAAUCCUCAGCUGGAACCUUCCCUCUGCUCCACCUACCGGAUACCAACGUCAUCACCUAAAGAGUGUUGCGAGACACGGCAUCCAUUCUUGGUCUGUAGACCUCGUUCUUCGUCUCCAACCAGACGCGGCUGAAGCGGCGAAGAAGAGAAGCGGUAUCGUUUCCAAGUUGAAGAAAGUUGUCGGCGGAGAAGGAAAGUUGAUCUCGACAAAGCAGGGAGAAGGGAAGGUGGAUAGAGAUCCUUCCAGACUGUGGAUCGACGCAUCUGGGUUGGUGGCGGAUGAAAUGUUCCCUCAGCAUAGGGAGGUUGCUGGGAGGGAGAGACCUGCGAUGAACACUUUUGUGAAGAUGGACGGGUGGAUGCAGGAGAAGCAUCCGGAGGUGGAUGUGAUGAUGUUGACUGUUGUUGCUGGUGUCUUUGAGGCCUGA